Branchiostoma belcheri (Belcher's lancelet) is the source of this 2319-nucleotide messenger RNA. Its product is annotated as zinc finger protein 260-like. The transcript is spliced from 5 exons. The record is from RefSeq and is a predicted model, not a curated record. The coding region runs from base 19 to 2109 and encodes 696 amino acids. NCBI's taxonomy places the organism in Eukaryota, Metazoa, Chordata, Leptocardii, Amphioxiformes, Branchiostomatidae.
GACCCAGCUCUCGUUGACAUGGCAACAACAGGCAGCAUAGAAGGUAUGGAUGACGUCAUGAGAGGAUCGGCAGGGGGGGGUUCUGCCGACACCGUUUCCACCUGGCAAGGAGGAAGUUGUGAGGAGUCUGGAGAGGAAACUUGGAGGCAGGACAAAGGUGUGAAAGUGUUGAGAUGUGAGGAGUGUGCCAAGCAGUUUGGUCGUCUCAGUCUUUUAAAGAGACACAUGCGAAGUCACACUGGGGAGAAACCCUACAAAUGUGAGGAGUGCAGCAGACAGUUCAGUCAGCUGGAUCAUCUGAAGACCCACAUGCGGACUCACACUGGGGAGAAACCCUACAUGUGUGGGGAGUGCAGCGUGCAGUUUAGUCAGCUGGGUGAUCUAAAGAAGCACAUCAGAACUCACACAGGUGAGAAACCCUACAGAUGUGAGGAGUGCAGGAGGCAGUUUAGUGAGCUUGGAAUUCUGAAGAGACACAUGCGGACUCACACUGGUGAGAAACCCUACAAAUGUGAGGAGUGCAGCAGGCAGUUUGGUGAGCUGGGUAGUCUGAAGAAACACCUGCGGACUCACACAGAUAAGAAACCCUACAGGUGUGAGGAGUGCAGCAGACAGUUCAGUCAGCUGAGUAAUCUGAAGACACAUAUACAGACUCACACAGGUGAGAAACCCUACAAUUGUGAGGAGUGUGGAAGGCAGUUCCGUCAUCUAUAUAGCCUGAAGACACACAUGCGGACUCACACAGGGGAGAAACCCUACAGGUGUGAGGAGUGCAGCAGGCAGUUCAGUCGGCUGGGUUAUCUGAAGACUCACAUGCGGACUCACACAGGGGAGAAACCCUACAGGUGUGAGGAGUGUGGCGGCCAGUUCAGUUCGCUUGGUCAUCUAAAGACCCACAUUCGGACUCACACUAGAGAGAAACCCUACAGGUGUGAGGAGUGUGGCAAGCAGUUCAGUCGGCUGGGUGAUCUGAAGACUCACAUGCGGACUCACACUGGAGAGAAACCCUACAUGUGUGAGGAGUGUGGCAAGCAGUUCAGUCGGCUGGGUGAUCUGAAGACUCACAUGCGGACUCACACUGGAGAGAAACCCUACAUGUGUGAGGAGUGCAGCAGGCAGUUUAGUGAGCCGGGUGAUCUGAAGACUCACAUGCGGACUCACACUGGAGAGAAACCCUACAGGUGUGAGGAUUGCAGCAGGCAGUUCAGUGAGCUUGGAAGUCUGAAGAAACACAUGCGGACUCACACUGGUGAGAAACCCUACAGGUGUGAGGAGUGCGGCAGGCAGUUCAGUCGGCUGGGUCAUCUGAAGACUCACAUGCGUACUCACACAGGGGAGAAACCCUACAUGUGUGAGGAGUGCAGCAGGCAGUUCACUGAGCUGGGUAGUCUGAAGAGGCACAUGCGGACUCACACUGGAGAGAAACCCUACAAGUGUGAGGAGUGCGGCAGGCAGUUCAGUCAGCAAGGUAGUCUGAAGAGACACAUGCGGACCCACACAGGGGAGAAACCCUACAUGUGUGAGGGGUGUGGCAAGCAGUUCAGUCAGCUCGGUAGUAUGAAGAUACAUAUGCGGACUCACACUGGGGAGAAACCCUACAGGUGUGAGGAAUGCAGCAGGCAAUUUAUUGAGCUCGGAAAUCUAAAGAAACACAUGCAGACCCACACAGGGGACAAACCCUACAUGUGUGGGGAAUGCAGCUGGCCAUUUAGUCGGCUGGGUAAUCUGAAGACACACAUCCGGGCUCACACAGGUGAGAAACCAUACAGGUGUGGGGAAUGCAGUAGGCAGUUCAGUCGGCUGGAUGAUCUGAAGACACACAUGCGAACUCACACUGGUGAGAAACCGUACACAUGUGGGGAGUGCAGAAGGCAAUUCAGUCGGCUAGGUCAUCUAAAGAUUCACAUGCGGACGCACACUGGGGAGAAACCCUACAUGUGUGAGGAGUGUGGUAGGCAGUUCAGUCAGCUAGGUAGUCUGAAGAUUCACAUGCGAACUCAUACUGGAGAGAAACCCUACAGAUGUGAGGAGUGUGGUAGGCAGUUCAGUCGGCUGAAUGAUCAGAAGACUCACAUGCGGACUCACACUGGUGAAACCCAGAAGAACUGAAAACUGGCUUGCUGUUUAGCACCACAAGUUAUGAGACAAUCUGAGAACCUUUUUGUACAAGAUGUGCAAAGACACUGCAUGGAGGCGAGAAAGCCUACAGGUUGGAUGUGAUAAUAGCAGUGUAGGAAGUUCACAGGAAGACUAUGAUAAUAGCAAAACUGUUUGGUUAUUAGUCUCUGUUAUUCAUGUUGCUUUUUACUUUGAAAGGUA